UAAACAUGUCAUCGGCGCGUAAAGUUGAUUCGAGCGAUCGCUCUGACACAUUUUUCGUUAGAAUGCGACAUACGUUGUCCGAGGCAGUGGCGAACCGCAGCGAACGCACAGAGAGCACGAGAAAAGAGCCGAUGAAGGAGAAGCUAUCGGCGAUCGACCGCGAGAUUCGAACCCUUCACGAGUUGUGCAUGAAACGCGGUUUCUCCGAGCCGCAGAUAUCCGAUGUGGCUGCGCCGCUAUUGCAAGCGAUCGACGCGGCUUCGAAGAGGCGAUUGUUGGGCAUAGCUGCGAGAAUUGUUGGCUUUCUUCUACUUGUCAUGGGUCUUUUCUACAUCAACCCGAUGUAUAACAUCUUCUGUGUCAUUGGCAGAAAAAUGGAGAUAAAGUUGCUUCCUGUGUGGGACUGGACCCGGUAUUACUAUGACGACUGCAUUAUGAACAACCCAUACUACAAUCCCAAUAAGAUUUACCACAGUGACUGCAGGGCGUGCGAGGACCUGGAGGACAUAGACCACGUGCGAAACGUCAGCUGGGAGGUGACGACCGAGUCGUAUCUGCGCGCAGACGUGCCCGUCAUCGUCACCGACGGCAUCGCCAACUGGACCGCCACCGACCUGUUCUCCUGGGAAUUUCUCAGUCAGUUUUACAGUACGGAGGCGGCGACGAGGGAGUCGUACCCGUGUGCGUUCACGAGCAACGUGCGAGUGAAGUAUGGCAACAACCGCCUCUUCUUGAAGAAGGCAGCAAAGCAGGAGAUCACCAAGUGGUUUGCCUACUGGGAAAACUGCGAGCGGCCCGCAGCGCGCACGUUUCGCCAGUUCUUCCGGCGCCCGUACUUUCUGCCCGCGAUGGUCGAGAUGGCCGAGUCGAAUUGGCUGUUUCUGGCCAACAACUAUCGCGCGAAAAGCUACAAAGAGGUGCCGAUCAUAUCCGACCUGGUGUGGUUCGCUCAGGUGAGGGGAAAGACGUACGUGAAGCUGACCCCGAGGUCACCGUGCAAUAGGACGUGCGACGUGCUGACGGACACGCUGUAUGAGGGCGAGAUAC
This is a messenger RNA of Priapulus caudatus, 1047 nucleotides long. RefSeq lists its product as uncharacterized. The transcript is spliced from 6 exons. The record is from RefSeq and is a predicted model, not a curated record. Lineage: Eukaryota; Metazoa; Priapulida; Priapulimorpha; Priapulimorphida; Priapulidae. The annotation marks the transcript as partial.